Molecule: messenger RNA, 237 nt
Organism: Lactuca virosa
Lineage: Eukaryota; Viridiplantae; Streptophyta; Magnoliopsida; Asterales; Asteraceae
Source: the annotation of a GenBank genome assembly
AUGUUUGAAGAUGACAAGAUCGUUGUUGUAGGGAACGACUUCAAAAUCGAAAUCAGAAUCGGGAACCAACCCUCCAGGGCUCGUAUUGCUCGUUUCCUCAACGCCGAAAAGGACGCCGAGCGUGUCGGUGUCGGAGCUCCUGUGUAUCUCGUUGCCGUUCUUGAGUACCUAGCGGCUGAGAUUUCCGUCGAAAACAUUCAAAACUUGAAAUUCAUUGAUUACAGGUUCUCGAGUUAG